This is a messenger RNA of Pisolithus orientalis, 2874 nucleotides long. RefSeq names its product LAG1-DNAbind-domain-containing protein. Gene Ontology annotation, cellular component: nucleus. The transcript is spliced from 4 exons. Gene Ontology annotation, biological process: regulation of transcription by RNA polymerase II. The coding region runs from base 1 to 2874 and encodes 957 amino acids. NCBI's taxonomy places the organism in Eukaryota, Fungi, Basidiomycota, Agaricomycetes, Boletales, Pisolithaceae. Gene Ontology annotation, molecular function: DNA-binding transcription activator activity, RNA polymerase II-specific; RNA polymerase II cis-regulatory region sequence-specific DNA binding. The record is from RefSeq and is a predicted model, not a curated record.
AUGGAUUUUGCCCCCGCAGCCUUGGCACACCAGUCAUCGCAUUCGUCGCCGUACCCGUUGGCGGAUCUCGAUCAUACUUUGACCGCGCUCCAUUCUGCCGAUUCUGCUUCCAAUUCCCAUCAUCAUAUCUCCCAGUCGAUCCCUACCCAGAGUUUUGAUCAUACUGACCCAAUGGACGUUCCUGACCACCCGUCAUACGAUAUCUUCUCCCCCAAUGGCAGUUUGUUUGCCUCGUCCCGGUACCGCACCAAUUCCUCGUCCUCGUCCUCCCUACCACCCUCCUACAACAUGCAGACUGAUUCCAUCUACCCUCCCACGUUUCCUGACUCAGUUCCCCAUUUCGCGCAAUCCAACAACAACUCAUAUGACAUGAUGACUAGUGUGCCCUCCUCGUAUAGUGGCAGUUCAGGCAAAGUCUCCCCACUCACUCCAAGUGACCCCAUGGCUGGCAUUCAGCAUUCUUCGGUCUUCCCCAUUAGUGGACACCAGAAAGACUUCUCCAAUGGACACUACUCAGAUCUCUUGACGGAGCGCCGGAUAUCCAGCGUCAAUGGGUCCAGCUACAAUUCCGAUUUUCCCGACGAUUACGGGAUGAGCAACAACAACAACUUCUCCACCCUGCAACCCUUCCAGGACCGCCUGCCACGCUUCCAGCCAGACACCCGUUUUUCGCACUCUUCUCUCCCUCCGAGUUCUAUCCCCCCUCAUGUUUCUCACAGCCCAGACGUCUACCGUACAGGCGUGGCGCCACAGGCCACCCAUUCCUUCCGCCCUGACACUGGCCUUUCAAAUUACGACGAGAUUUCUCAAUAUUUUGGUCCGAAUCCCCAUGCGACAUUGAUGCCAAAUAUCGGAAGUGGUUUCCCUGGAAUUAGACCGGGCCUGGGCUCUUCCAACGAUUUGCAAUCGUUUGUUCGUCCGUAUCUCGACCAGUACGUUCGCGCCUCGAACCGUCUUGCGUUUGGUGAACGGACAGUCAUCGUCAUGUCAAGCAAGGUCGCCCAGAAGUCGUACGGGACUGAGAAGCGAUUCUUGUGUCCCCCGCCUACCGCGAUCAUGAUCGGCAACUCGUGGUGGACGGAUGUCGUCCGCCGCGGGGAGGAGCCGAAGCUGUGUCCGCCACGUGUCACUAUUUCAAUUUCUGGCGAGCCCGCACCGCAGGAGGGCACUAUUGAGUGGACAUCCGCCUCUGGCAAAACUUUUGACGUCAACGACGCACCCACUGGCACAACUUACAUUGGCCGGUGUGUCGGCAAGCAACUUUUCAUAUCAGACGUGGAUGAGAAAAAGAAAAAGGUCGAGGCUCUCGCUAAAAUCACUGCUCCCUCAUCCGAUGACGAGCUAGAACGUAUCAUCGGUACAUUCCCCUCACGUCCCAUAAAGGUUAUUUCCAAACCGAGCAAAAAGAGGCAGAGUGCAAAAAACCUAGAACUGUGUAUAAACCAUGGUUCGACUGUCUCACUUUUCCACCGCCUGCGGUCGCAGACGGUGUCGACCAAGUACCUUUGUGUAUCUGGCUCUGGUUCGUCAUUCAAGGGUUCAGACGGAGCUCCCCUGCUCGGAAUCGACAACCGUUCACGGUCGAGCACACCUUCAUUCAUCGCUCGUACUGCUAGCUGGGAUCCGUUCAUCAUGUACAUCGUCGAUGUCAAUAAACCUACAGGAGGAAUGGACAUUCCGCCGCCGCCACCACCACCACCACAACCUGACUACCCAUCUCCACCUCCAAAUGCGAUACCCUUCACCAACAACGGCUCACCCAUCCCUGUUUAUUACAACCAGACGGUCGUUUUGCAGUGCCUUGUGUCUGGUGUUGUGUCACCUGUGCUUAUUAUCCGCAAGGUGGACCACCAGACGACCGUGGUCGGUGGCGGUUUGCAGGAGGGUGCAAAGGGUGUCGCAGACCACUACUGCGCACCCGGAGAAGUCUGUGGGGAUCCCGUUUCGCAAUUGCACAAAGUUGCUUUUGAGGUGUAUGAUGCUACCAAGGGGGGGCCAGAGCUGGGGACACCAGGCGUAACCGGUGCUUUCCUGUCAUGCAUGGGCGAGAAAGUCAAUACCUAUAGACCUCUCGAAGGACGACAAUGGAAUGUAUCUCCACCAGGCGGAUCUACUUCACCGGUGCUUCCGGGUUCCCCGAUGGUGUCAACUCCUGUGUCCAUAUCAGGGAGCGGGGAUUAUUUUGGGCCAGGCAGCGGGGCUACUGCGAGCGAACCCGCAUCACCAUCGUCGUCGAACGAUUUUUCGAAUGAUGGUGGUAAGGUGAAAAGAGGGAAACGCUCCACGUCAAGUGCUGGGGGGAUCACAAAGAACCCCGGUUCGAAAGGGCGACGGCGCCCGACUUCAGCGGGUUCGGCCUCAGGCCGGCGCGGGUCAUCUAGUGAUAUGGGGGCGUCCUCGGGUGCGCUAUGGCAGGUUGACAUUGGUGAGACUAGUGUGUGGACGAUCGUCGGCACUGAUCAAGUGCGGUACAACUUCUACGUCCCGCCUGUGCUAUUCGACAACCAGAACGCGCCACAAACAGGAUCAUUCCCGAUUCCCUCGAAACCCGUGACACCUUUCCCAGUUGUGGUAAAAUACCUUCCGCCCGACCGUGCCGCUGAAGCACCCAAAACAAAUUGUUCGCAAUCCCGAGGAGUUUUAUCGAAGCCUAAUCCACAUCUGUCCAAGAUGCUGACAGUGUACGGCGAGAACUUCCACAAGGGGGAUCCCAUUCACAUCUUUUUUGGCUCGGAGCCCUCACCGUUUGUAGAGGUGAGGUGCACUGAGGUUUUAGGGUGUUUACCGCCCGAAAAUCAGAUUGCGAAGCGUCGACCGAUUGUCAUGGUUCGCUCGGAUGGGGUUGUGUUCCCCUCAAAUAUUAUGUACCCAUAG